UUUUAAACGGGCACGAUCCUCAUCCUCACCACAACACAAAAGCUCUUCAUUGCAAUUUUUGGGAUAUUUUAAUCCAGGAGUGGGUUGAAGCAGAUGUUGUUUGGAAAGUGAAUAUUGCUCCCGUAGAGCAGGUGAGCGGACGACGCGCACAGUUUGAAUGGGUUUGGAAGAAGGAUAAAUCUACGCCAAGAAAGCAAGUUACCAAACAAUUUAUUUAAAGAAAAGAGUCACGGUGGACAUCACAGCUUAUUUUGAGGAAAAAAAAGCUUUCUGGGGAGAUUCUGGAGAAUAGUUAUAUCAAUUCAUUGACUGGGAGAAGCAGAAUCUUCAGACUUUUUUUUCCAGAGAAGAGCGUCAGUUUUGCACAAGAGUCUACAUCGUGUUUACAGGUUUGUUGUAAAUGUUUGAGAGUCAGGAUCAUUCGAUAAGAACCAUCACUGAGUUGAAAGUGAGAACUUUUGAAGAAGAAAUGGAUCCUGUUCGUUCUUGGGUGCGCAACGUCGGUGUUAUUGAUGCAAACAUAGCGGCUCAGAGUGGAGUGGCCUUAUCUCGUGCUCACUUUGAAAAGCAGCCCCCCUCCAACCUCAGAAAAUCCAACUUCUUCCAUUUUGUUCUGGCGCUCUAUGAUCGCAACGGACAGCCUGUGGAGGUGGAGAGGACAUCGUUUGUUGACUUUGUGGAGCAGGACAAGGAGCAGACGGGAGAAAAGACCAACAAUGGCACUCACUAUAAACUCCAGCUCCUGUACAGUAAUGGCGUCCGCACUGAACAAGACCUUUAUGCACGUCUCAUUGACUCAGUCACUAAACAGCCCAUAUCAUAUGAAGGACAGAACAAGAAUCCAGAAAUGUGCCGCGUUUUGCUGACUCAUGAGGUCAUGUGCAGUCGCUGCUGUGAGAAAAAAAGCUGCGGUAAUCGCAACGAGACACCAUCUGACCCGGUCAUCAUUGACAGAUUUUUCUUGAAGUUUUUUCUGAAGUGCAAUCAGAACUGUCUGAAGACGGCAGGAAACCCCAGAGACAUGCGGAGAUUUCAGGUGGUUCUGUCCACCACGGUCUGCGUGGACGGUCCUGUUCUCGCCAUUUCAGAUAAUAUGUUCGUACACAACAACUCCAAGCAUGGGCGUCGCUCUCGUAGAAUGGAUCCAAACGAGACGGUGGAGAAUAACAUGGAAUACGCUACUCCAUGUAUCAAAGCCAUCAGCCCUAGCGAAGGCUGGACUACAGGUGGCGCUAUGGUUAUUGUGAUUGGGGAAAACUUUUUCGAUGGUCUGCAGGUGGUUUUCGGGAGCAUGCUAGUGUGGAGCGAGUUGAUCACACCUCAUGCAAUUCGAGUUCAGACUCCACCUCGACACAUUCCAGGAGUUGUAGAAGUUACGCUGUCCUACAAAUCUAAGCAGUUUUGUAAAGGAGCUCCAGGACGCUUCAUUUAUACAGCUCUGAAUGAGCCAACUAUUGACUACGGCUUCCAGAGACUCCAAAAGCUCAUCCCUCGACAUCCCGGUGACCCUGAUAAAUUGGCCAAGGAAAUGUUACUUAAAAGAGCAGCAGAUGUUGUUGAAUCCCUCUAUGGAAAUACUACCAGCAAUCAGGACAUGUUGCUGAAGCGGGCUGCAGAUAUAGCGGAGGCUCUGUACAGUGUCCCGCGUCCUCACAGUCAGCUGCAGGCCAUGCCCAGCUCCCCUGUCCACGGCAGCGUCAUGGGUCUCAGCUCGUAUCCCACACAGCUGGGUGUCAGCAUUGGAGAACCUGGACAAACCAGUGGCCAAGGUUACACUCGUAACUCCAGCAGUUUGUCCCCCCGGGGUUACCCAUCCUCAUCGACCCCUCAGCAGUCUGCUUAUGGGUCUAAUGGAGGCAUGAGUUACGGAGCGGUGCCCAUGAGCAGUCUGGGUGUUUCUGGAUCGCCUGGUUUUAACAGCGCCUCCCCAAACAGCUCGCCUUAUGCUAUCAUGCCGUCUAGCCCUCCAGGCUCCAGUUCCUCGUCCUCCCUCUUGCCAUUCUCAUCUUUCCCAUCUUCUAACAAACAAAAAAGUGCCUUUGCUCCAGUCCUGAGACCACAGGGUUCACCAUCACCCGUUUGCCAAAGCUCAGGAGGCACCAGCUUCAGAGCAAUGACAGGCCUUGUGGUUCCUCCAAUGUAGCGGAUGAGUUUUGCUGUGUAAUCUCCUGAUAAAGAGCCUUCAAGGGGAAUCAGAGACAACAAGGACACAUUCAGACUACUUUUGGGAACUUUUAUUUUCAGAGAAAUCCUUUAAAUGCACACCGAUUGCCUCUGAUUGUGAGGAGGUUGCCAAAGGGAUGGCGUUACUUACAGGUUCUUCCACUCUUGCAAUGCCAAAAGAGCUAUAAUUGUACCAUGAGACUGAAGACUGUUACACAUUUUGGCCGUCUGCUUUCACUGGUCAAUAGACUUCCACCACAGUAGAUGCCAGUAAAAGGGAUGCCAAUUGUCAAACGUGAGAUUUGUUUUUUUUAUUAUGACCAUAUACCCAUAGAUACACAUCCCUAAACCGAAACUGUGUGUUUUCAAAGCAAAUAUCAGGCUUUUCGCUUAGAGAAAGGGAAAAUGUUUAUUUAGGUUUAGGUUUAUGAACUGAUUACCUCAUAUAUUGACUUAUUUAAGGACAAAAAAACUAUAUAAGUU
Messenger RNA from Danio aesculapii, 2646 nucleotides. It is a transcript of the gene ebf2, whose product is annotated as EBF transcription factor 2. Gene Ontology annotation, molecular function: RNA polymerase II cis-regulatory region sequence-specific DNA binding; DNA-binding transcription factor activity, RNA polymerase II-specific. The record is from RefSeq and is a predicted model, not a curated record. The transcript has 16 exons. Gene Ontology annotation, biological process: regulation of transcription by RNA polymerase II. Bases 401 to 2143 code for a protein of 580 amino acids. Lineage: Eukaryota; Metazoa; Chordata; Actinopteri; Cypriniformes; Danionidae.